Racocetra persica is the source of this 159-nucleotide messenger RNA. Lineage: Eukaryota; Fungi; Glomeromycota; Glomeromycetes; Diversisporales; Gigasporaceae. The record is from the annotation of a GenBank genome assembly.
AGAGAUAGCCAAGUCUUUAGAGAAGUUGCCAUACAUAAUGUUCUCCAAGUUAGUUACAAAAAUCACUGGGUCCAUAUUAAAACCUUCAAGGGUGAAGAGGAUGAGGAUCUAGUUGAAUGGGUUGAGGCCUUCGAAAGAGCUGCUAAUGCCAACAAUUGA